Molecule: messenger RNA, 1728 nt
Organism: Grammomys surdaster
Lineage: Eukaryota; Metazoa; Chordata; Mammalia; Rodentia; Muridae
Gene: Sts
Product: steroid sulfatase
Exons: 9
Coding region: 1-1728 (575 amino acids)
Molecular function (GO): arylsulfatase activity
Source: RefSeq, a predicted model, not a curated record
AUGCGCGCCCCGACGCCGCUGCUGCUGCUGCUGCUCCCGCUGCUCGUCCUCGCCGCCCGCGCGCGCCCCGGGCCCAACUUCCUGCUCAUCAUGGCCGACGACCUCGGCAUCGGCGACCCCGGCUGCUACGGGAACCGCACGCUCAGGACGCCGCACAUCGACCGCCUGGCCCGCGAGGGCGCGAAGCUGACGCAGCACCUGGCGGCCUCCCCGCUGUGCACGCCGAGCCGUGCGGCCUUCCUCACCGGACGCUACCCCGUGCGCUCAGGCAUGGCCUCGCGCAACCGCGUGGGCGUCUUCCUCUUCUCCGCGUCCUCCGGGGGCCUCCCGCCCGGCGAGGUCACCUUCGCGCGGCUGCUCAAGGGGCGCGGCUACGCCACGGCCUUCGUCGGCAAGUGGCACCUGGGCCUGAGCUGCCGGCACCGCAGCGACUUCUGCCACCACCCGCUGCGCCACGGCUUCGACCGCUUCCUGGGCACGCCCACCACGCACCUGCGCGACUGCCGUCCGGGCGGGGGCACGGUGUUCGGGCCGGCGCUGCGGCUGCUCGUGUGGGGGCCGCUGGGCGCGCUGGGCGCGGGGCUGGCCUCGCUGUGGGCGGCGCGGCGGGCGGGGCUGGCGCGGGUGCCGGCGUGGGCGCUGUGGGCGCUGGCGGGCGCCAUGGGCGCGGUGGGCGUCGGCCACGCCGGCUUCCGCCUCUACUUCCGCCCGGCCAACUGCUUCCUCAUGGCCGACCUCGCCGUCGCCCAGCAGCCCACGGACUACGCCGCGCUCACGCGCACGCUCGCCCGGGCCGCCGUCGACUUCCUGCGCGGGCACGCGGACGCGCCCUUCCUGCUCGUGCUCUCCUUCCUCCACGUCCACACCGCGCACUUCGCCGGCCCCGACUUCCGCGGGCGGAGCCUGCACGGCGCCUACGGCGACAGCGUGGAGGAGAUGGACUGGGGCGUCGGCCGCGUCCUGGCCGCGCUGGACGAGCUCGGCCUCGCGAACGACACGUUCGUCUACUUCACGUCCGACCACGGGGCCCACGUGGAGGAGGCGGGGCCGCGCGGCGAGCGUCACGGCGGCAGCAACGGCGUCUUCCGGGGCGGCAAGGCCAACAACUGGGAGGGCGGCGUGCGCGUGCCGGGCCUCGUGCGCUGGCCCCGCGCUGUCCCGCGCGGCCUGGAGGUCGGCGACCCCACGAGCAACAUGGACGUCUUCCCGACCGUGGCGCGGCUGGCGGGGGCGGAGCUGCCGCGGGACAGGGUGAUCGACGGGCGCGACCUGACGCCGCUGCUGACGGGACGGACGCGGCGCUCGCAGCACGACUUCCUGUUCCACUACUGCAACGCCUUCCUGCAGGCCGUGCGCUGGCGCGACGGCCCGCACGUGUGGAAGGCCUUCUUCUUCACGCCCGUCUUCGAGCCGCCGGGCGCCAACGGCUGCCACGCGUCGCACGUGUGCGCGUGCUCGGGGCCGGGGGUGACGCGGCACGACCCCCCGCUGCUCUACGACGUCGCGCGCGACCCCGGCGAGGCCCGGCCGCUGACGCCCGAGACGGAGCCGCGUCACGCCGAGGUCCUGGCCGUCGUGGCCGCCGCCGCCCGCGCGCACGCCGCCGGCGUGGACCCCGCGCCCGACCAGCUGUCGGCGGCCAACCUCGUGUGGAAGCCGUGGCUGCAGCUGUGCUGCGCGUCCCGGCCCCACGCGCUCGCCUGCCACUGCGCGGGCGACGCCCGGUGA